Gadus morhua (Atlantic cod) is the source of this 5812-nucleotide messenger RNA. RefSeq names its product ADAM metallopeptidase with thrombospondin type 1 motif, 16 (gene adamts16). Gene Ontology annotation, biological process: proteolysis; extracellular matrix organization. Lineage: Eukaryota; Metazoa; Chordata; Actinopteri; Gadiformes; Gadidae. The record is from RefSeq and is a predicted model, not a curated record. Gene Ontology annotation, cellular component: extracellular matrix. Gene Ontology annotation, molecular function: metalloendopeptidase activity.
AAAAGACGCUAGUCACUCGCGAGCCACCCAGGGGAACUUCAUCAUCAUAUGAUCCCAGUGGGAGUCAAACCUGCUCCGGGGUGGCAGAGAAUAGAGAGAGAGGAGAGCGAGAGAGAGAUAGAGAGCGAGAUAGAGAGCGAGAGCGAGAGCGAGAGAGAGGCAAACUAUCGUUAGAGGGAGAGAGAGACAGAUAGACAGAUAGACAGAGCGAGAGACAUCAAGAGGCAGAGAGAGAGAAGCCGUACAAUUUCAGACGGCGUUGAAAGAAAGACGGAGAACUGAAAAGGAGAGGGAAGGAAGCACAUCCACCCGGGAAGAAGAAGAAGAAGAGCACAGAACAUGUCUGGUCGGGAGAAGGAACCCAAGUCAACCAACUCCCCCACAAGGUCCACCAGAAUACACUGAGAUGGAUGGAGCCCAGAGAGGAGCUGAUAUCUGCUGUCGCGUUGUUACCAGGGGUGCAGGCUGCAGCACCUACAACAAGCAAUAGAUCAACACAGCCCUUUUGACAAUUCUUCAUUCAUCCGUCCGUCCAUGGCGUCAUCCCAAGUCAUUUGACUUGCUACACUGCUGGAAUAUACCGGGAGGAUUUCUUCUGCCUGCAGGAGUUCUCCGUUUGGGUGGAAGGUGUUUCCACAGACAUGGCUUUGCGUCGGACCCUUGCACAGUCAAUACACGGGACGCCACGGCACCUACUUCUCUUGCAUCUCGUGUGCUUCUGUAUACUGAGCAGAAACCGUGUAGCUGCAGCUGAUGCCGCGGGCCACCCAGCAGCUCCUGUCGACGUUUCAGACUUGCUACAGUCCCUUAAUUUGCCUCAGAACACAGAAUACGAGAUCGUCGCUCCGUACGAGGUGGAUCACCGAGGCCAGUUCCUGUCCCACCAGGUCAGCCACAAAGAGCGAAGGAGACGCCGCAGGUCGCUACCGCAAGACACCCGCCUGGACGCCAACGCCGACGCUAGCGCCGAUGCUAACACUCGGGAGGGCGGCGAAACGGUCCACUUCCGGCUCAGCGGCCUGGGGCAGGACUUCCAUAUGGAGCUGAGAGAGGCCUCCGCGGGGCUCAUCGCACCUGGCUUCAGCGUCCAGGUCCUGGGAAAGCACGGCGACCGGGGCCCCAGGGCGUACUACAACCACCGGGAGGACCUCUGCUUUUACCAGGGGUCGCUGAAGGCAAGGGUCAACUCCUCCGUGGCCCUCUCUACAUGCGCGGGGAUGUCAGGUUUGAUCCGAACGCCGGACGCAGACUUCUUCCUGAGGCCCGUGUCCCACAUCGUAGCGCGGAGGGAGAACUUCACCGGACCCUCCAGCCACCAGCCACACGUCCUGUAUCGGAGCAACGCACAGCCCCACACGAGACAUCAGAGACCCCGCGAGAACAGGAACCCCGGGGAGGAGAGCCACGUUCUCAGCAAGAGGUCCGCCGCGCUGCAACCGCAAAGACGCAGCACUAACGGUACGGAAACGGACGAAGAAGAGGGGUACGGCGACCUCCACGACCUCACCGUCAACAACAGCGGUCGCACCGGUCACCGUGGCGAUGGGAUACGACACCACGGCGACCAUGGCGAUGACUACAACCACGGGGAGAAGCAGAGGCAGCACUUCUGUGGGAGACGGAAGAAAUACAUGCCCAAGCCCCUGGAAGGAGACUCCUUCGUUCUCCCGGACGAGUACGCCAUCCCCCCCCGGAGCAAGAGGGAGGUGAUGAUGAAGAACCAACCGGGCGACCAGAAGCUCAACGUGGAGACGCUGGUGGUGGUGGACAAGAAGAUGAUGGACAACCACGGCCACGAGAACAUCACCACGUACGUCCUCACCGUGCUCAACAUGGUUUCGAGUCUAUUUAAAGACGGGACGAUAGGAGGGAACAUCAACAUCGCCAUCGUGGGCCUCGUACUGUUGGACGAGGAGCAGGACGGUCUGGUGAUCAACCACCACGCCGACCACACCCUGAACAGCUUCUGCCAGUGGCAGUCUGGCCUGGGGGGCAGGGGGGGGGCGCGCCACGACCACGCCAUCCUGCUCACCGGCCUGGACAUCUGCUCCUGGAAGAACGACCCCUGUGACACGCUCGGAUUCGCUCCCAUCAGCGGAAUGUGCAGCAAGUACAGGAGCUGCACCAUCAACGAGGACACUGGUCUGGGCCUGGCAUUCACCAUCGCACACGAGUCCGGACACAAUUUCGGGAUGGUCCACGACGGGGAGGGCAACGUAUGUAAGAAGUCUGAGGGGAACAUCAUGUCCCCCACGCUGGCCGGGCACAACGGAGUCUUCUCAUGGUCGCCCUGCAGCCGACAGUACCUCAGCCGCUUCCUGAAUUCAGCCCAGGCCCUGUGUCUAUCAGACGAGCCCAGAGCGUUGGAGGAGUACCAGUACCCAGAGAAGCUGCCAGGCGAGAUGUACGACGCAGACACGCAGUGCAAAUGGCAGUUUGGGGAGAAGGCCAAACUCUGCACCCUGGAUUUUAAGAAGGACAUCUGCAAGGCCCUGUGGUGCCAUCGCGUCGGGAGGAAGUGCGAGACCAAGUUCAUGCCAGCGGCCGAAGGCUCGUCCUGCGGGCCCGACAUGUGGUGCCGCCGGGGCCAGUGUGUGAAGCAGGGGGAGGAGGGCCCGCGGCCACAGCACGGGGGGUGGUCCCCGUGGUCCGCCUGGACCGCCUGCUCCCGCAGCUGUGAGAGCGGCGUCACCUACAGGGAGAGGCAGUGCACCGACCCCAGGCCGGCCUUCGGGGGGAAGUACUGCCAGGGCUCGUCCCGCUCCUACAAGCUGUGCAACACGGAGGACUGCCCGCCGGGCGCCGUCACCUUCAGGGCCCAGCAGUGCGCCGAACACAACGGGAAGCAGUUCAGGGGCUGGUACUACACCUGGAGGCCUUACACCCGAGUGGACGACCAGGACCUGUGUAAACUGUACUGCUUCGCUGAGGGCUACGACUUCUUCUUCGCCCUGGCCAGCAAAGUGAAGGACGGAACUCUGUGCUCCCAGGACGCGUCCAACGUCUGCAUCGACGGGCUCUGUGAGAAAGUGGGCUGUGACCGGGUGCUGGGCUCCAAGGCUGUGCCCGACAUUUGCGGCGUUUGCAACGGGGACAACUCCACCUGCAAGGUGUACAGGGGCCAGUACACCAAGCAGCACUACGGAAACCAGUAUUAUGGGGUGGUGACCCUCCCAGCCGGGGCCCGCAGCAUCCGCGUGGUGGAGCUGAACAGCUCCAGCUCCUACCUGGCUGUGCGGGACGCCCAGAGGCGCUACCACCUGAACGGCCGCUGGACCGUGGACUGGCCCGGCAGGCACCCCAUGGCGGGGGCCCUGUUCGAGUACAAGAGGCCCUACAACCGGCCCGAGAGCCUCACCUCAACGGGCCCCACCAACCAGACCCUCAUCGUGGAGAUCCUGGUCCAGGGCUGGAACCCCGGGGUGCGCUGGGAGUACACCCUGAAGAAGGCGGACGAGAAGAGGAGCACCGUGAAGCACAACUACACCUGGGCCAUUGUGAGGGCGCAGUGCUCAGCCAGCUGCGCCGGAGGCCAGAUGCACACCAAGCCGGCGUGCUACAAGGACCUGAGGGUCCAGGUGAACACGUCCCACUGCAGCGCCAAGGGCCGGCCUGCCACAGGACCCAUGCCCUGCAACACGCAGCCCUGCCCCGCCAGCUGGUCUGUCGGGGAGUGGGGGGCGUGCAGCCGGAGCUGUGGGGGGGGGGAUCAGACGCGGCAGGUCCAGUGCGUCCAGAGGACCAGCCACAGCAACGUGGACGCCCUGGCGGACCCCCAGUGUGUGCAGCCCCCCCCGGGCCGGAGGCAGGCCUGCAACUUGCACAGCUGCCCCCCCGUCUGGAGCCCCGGCCCCUGGUCACAGUGCUCUCGCUUGUGCGGCAAAGGCCUGAGGAAGAGGACAGUGUUGUGUACCAGCACGGCCCCCCCCCCGGGCCGGACCCACGCCCGUACCCUGCCGGAAAGCUCCUGCGCGGGUGUGCACAAGCCCAGCGGCCAGGAGAGCUGCUUCGUCAAGCGCUGCCCCAAGCAGCGCAAGGUGCAGUGGUUCGUCUCCACGUGGCAAGAGUGUUCUGUAACUUGUGGCCGUGGGUCCCAGACGCGAUUCAUCAAGUGUGCAGAAAAGGACACUGCGGGCAAAUACCGCGAGCUGGCGGCCAAGAAGUGCCACCACGUGCCCAAGCCGUCGGUGGCGCUUCAGAGACCCUGCGUCCUGGCCGACUGCCCCCCAGCCCGGACCAGCCCCCCGGGACACUAUCCCUGGAGCCCGCGUCAGCGCCUCCAGCCUCCCCCACCGCCUCCAGCCCCGGCCAAGCCCCAGCCUCAGCCUAAGUCUCCGCCUCCCCCUCCCACUGACUGGUACUCCUCGCCUUGGGCCCAGUGUUCGGUAUCAUGUGGUGGAGGGGUCCAGACCCGAGCGGUCCAGUGCCUUGCCCAGGGGAAGCCUGCCUCUGGGUGUCCAGCCCCCACUAAGCCCAGCGUCUCCCAGGCCUGCAACACCAGCUUCUGUCCCCAGCCUGAGAAGAAAGACCUGGGAUGCAAGGACCACUUCAGCUGGUGCCACCUGGUUCCGCAGCACGGCGUCUGCAGCCACAAGUUCUACGGCAAGCAGUGCUGCAAAUCCUGUUCCCAUUCAAACCUAUAAGCUAAGAAGAAGAUCACCACCGAGACAUACACAGAAAGACAGACAGAGAGACUGAUAGACUUCACAAAGAGACUGAGAUCCAGGCCCCGGCUUGGAUAGUUUUUUUGUUUCUUUCGUAGGGUGUGUGGCUGGCACUGACCAUCUGAAGACAUUUCAACGGAAGCGGAGAAGAGAUUACAGCGCGCUUUCUACUUCUUGCGAUGCUGGACAUCUGGAUACAAGAUCUUGAACCUGAAAGCACUACGGAGGAAUGUGUUGGGGGACAUCGAAAUAAAGGGGAGACUCAGAAUACGACCAUUGAACCGUGUGGGGGAAAACAAGAUAGUUCUAAUAAAAAAAUAUUUGAGUGAUUACAUCUAAAAUGGCUAAAUCACACCCCCUGUUUGUAUUGUUUCAGAGAACAGAUCUAUUCCUCCCGAGAAUGCCAAACCUUCUGUCAUUGGUCCAAAGAGAGCCGUUGCCAACUUAAAGAGCUGGGCUUAAUUUCCUCGAAGGAAGUGAUAAAAAAGGCUUUUCCCUGUGCAGAGAUUGCAACCUCAGUGACCAGACAACGGAGUGAAUCCCAGAACAGGGCCAUAGAAGAAAUCCCUGGCUUGCUUAAGGGAGAAGAGACUCAUGUUUCAAUUCAAUACGGUUAUUUCAAAAUGGCCACCGUCAGAAAGUACUGUACUAAAACUUUCAGCAUUGGCCUCAGGUGAGCGGAUGUAUGUUGAUGUUCAUCACUUGUUGUGUUACAUGUAAAGAAGUAUUACAUACAUGAGGAAAUGGAGGGGUUUGGUGGACUGAAGCCUCUCAACACAUUGGUGCUAUCGUGUAGUAAUGUCAUAGCGUGUGCGAUUCUGACGUGAACUGCCAAGACUCAGACUUUCGGAAAGGACUUCCUGGGCAAACCAUGUACAGUGUUGCUUGUUUUUAUUAUUUAUUGGCGUAACAGUACAGUACUGCAGGAAAACCGAAUUUGUAAGCGGUAAGGAUUGAUUGUGUCAGUUUGUUAAUUGUAUCAUACCCCCCCCCUCCCUAAUUACCCUUUGUCAUCAAUUGUAUCGCAUACUGCAAGGUUCUGCGUAAGCCUGCACUUUUUUCUUUUUUUUUACAUUUUACAUUUUAUGUUCCGAGGAAUCUUUUUUUUUCAUAUUGAUUGACCCAUUAAAGAAUCCUGUUUUAAUAGA